Seminavis robusta is the source of this 1727-nucleotide messenger RNA. The record is from the annotation of a GenBank genome assembly. NCBI's taxonomy places the organism in Eukaryota, Bacillariophyta, Bacillariophyceae, Naviculales, Naviculaceae.
CGUGACCCGUGACCAGUGACCCACGGCAGAAGCCUCUUGGGUUGAUCUAAAGCGUCUUGCUUGCAGCACAACAGCAGAAUGGCAGUGCGGUAAGAAGAUUUGGAUCAAGACUAAGUGGAAAGAGGUCAACAUGUCUCUACUCGACUACUAGCUAGUACUCAACAGAACAAGCCGACUCAUGAUGCAUAGACGAUCGAAAAGUCGUGGCAGUAGAACAUGAACAACAACACUACUGGAUCCGCCCAGGGAGAUGGAUCAAUGCAUCUCUCGAAAAGAGAAAUCAGAUGGGCCCUUGCCAUCAAGGCUGCUGUGGUGGACUCGAACAAGGCGAAGCAAGAGGAGGGAGAAGACGAGCUGAUUGAACUGACAGACUUUGAGUACUGUCAAUAUGCCCUUGUUACGAAAGGGGAUGUAGAAGAUGCACUGGAACGGAUAGAGAAGAUGCAGGCCUUUCGGGAAGAGUACCAGAUUCACGAUACCGCGGAAGAAGGAAUGGAGAUACUGCGGGCAUUUACCAUUCAGCAACCCUGGUUCAUGGUGUCUGUGGACUACAAUCCCACGAACGGACAUUUUAUCGCUGUGUAUGAUUAUGCCAAGCUCAAGCCUGCUGCUGUUGAUUACCCAGAAGAUUGGAGAAUAUGGCUGGGUGGUCUGUAUUACCUCUUUCAGAUAUGCCAGAGUAACCUGGUAGCUUGCCGAGAAGGAUUAGUGCACAUUGCAGAGUGUGAAGGAAUGUGGUACAACAACUUCAGCAUGGAUUUCAUGAGCCGUAAUUGGUAUCAUCUUAUGGGACAUUACCCUCUUAUCAACAAGGAAUGCUCCUGGCUGCAUACACCAUUAGUGGGCAACAUCCAACAUGCAUUUUACAAAUCGAUGAUGGGGAGCACCGCAGAUGUUAUUCGAGUGGGAUGCCACUUUAGUGGAUAUGAUGGACGCAUUGAUCAAAUGUUCAAAAUGCCAUCGGAAGAUAUUGCAGAAUUUAGGUUGAUGGGGCGAUAUUUGGAUUACCUCGAUGUCCGAUAUCACCACCAGAGUGUGUUCCGGCUUCCAUCCCUGGAUCCUCCUCCUCCUCCUACCAUUCCUCCUCCCCGAGCAAACAACGAGAAUGACAAUAAUCAGGAGGACGAUGUGGCAUAGUGGUGGAAAUGUUGUCAAGUAUUGCCUCCAGGUUUUUGACUGCACUCCUUCAUUAGUGGGAUCGAGUCGUGUCUGGACAUCCUGCUUUGGAGAGAAAAUUUUCUCAUUAGUUUGAACCUUGGCUGUCAUGGUUUCUUUGUGGUGUUGCCAAAGGUUAUCCGUAGUAUACCCUUAGGAAUCCAAUGUCCUUGCAUACAGUAGACCGUGUUGCCGAUGGAGCCAUUGAUUGAUCAUUCGAUUCGAUUUGAUUCGAUUCGAUUCAAUUCGACUCGAUUCGAUUCGAUUCGAUUCGACCCGAUUGAUCAUUCGAUUGGUCCUUCUUCGUCUUGCAGAGCUACUAGUCUAGCUAGCUAGUACAUCCAUGUAAUGCUAAUCGGCAAUCACGAAGCAAACAAUCUUAAAAUCACGAAGCAAACAAUGAAAACAAAUCGUGACACAUGGCAUCGUGAUCAGAAAUCCUCAAAGAAAAGCCUAGCUAGUUGGGUUAUCGUACGCGCGAAUUGGUCGGAGAACCCAAGAUUUGAAUAAUUAAAUAGUGAGACAUGGAUAUAUAUUUUCUCUUUAAGUCUCACAAUGUCUCAUGCAUAGAG